Arabidopsis lyrata subsp. lyrata is the source of this 1068-nucleotide messenger RNA. RefSeq lists its product as uncharacterized. Lineage: Eukaryota; Viridiplantae; Streptophyta; Magnoliopsida; Brassicales; Brassicaceae. The record is from RefSeq and is a predicted model, not a curated record. The coding region runs from base 357 to 719 and encodes 120 amino acids. The transcript is spliced from 2 exons.
AAUUAAAUUACGGGUUUGAAGUUGAAAAAAGUAAUUAAAAUUCGAUACUCUUGAGGCAAGAAAUUAAAUCAAUUAACCCCAAUCAAUUGAAGUAGUAGUAUACUUCAAUUCAAUCUUUAUGAUUCUCUCUCUUUCUCUCUCACAGUCCUUUCUCACUCAUAAUUAAAUUAAGCCUUAAUGAAAAAUCUAUCUAUCUCCUCCUUUAAUUUUCUCUCUGUGUUCUUUCUUGUAUAUAAAGGCCUAAGCUGAAGCAAUCCAACCACCAGUAGUAAUAAGAGAGAAGACUCUUCUUUGUGAUCCAAGUAACCAGUCUUUGAGAUCACAGGAACCCUCCUUCUCAAUCCGCAAGUUUCAAGAUGAGUCGAAGAAGUCCAAAGCUGGAACUGAAGUUGAAUCUUUCGCCUCCUACGUCAAGCCAAAGGAGGAUGGUUCGAUCUCCAAGCCGCUCUGCGACGACUUCACCGACAUCACCGCCAAGCUCGUGCGUCUCUUCGGAGAUGAACCAGGACGAGCCAUCUGUGAGAUACUCAACAAGUCCAGAGACAACCUCGAUGGUUCUUGUCGGAUGUCCUCGUUGUCUCAUGUACGUUAUGCUCUCAGAAGACGACCCUAAAUGCCCUAAAUGCAAAAGCACCGUUCUUCUUGAUUUCCUCCAUGAAAACGCCUCAAACGCAAACGCAGCCGCUGCUUCCUCUGGUCGCAAGACUCGAAGGAACUGAUUGAGGACCAGUAAAAUCAAAAUCCUGUCUUUUUUUUUUAUGUUAAGUUUUAUUUUAUUUAUUUUUCACUCUUUGUUUUUUCUGCGAAUGUAGCUGUUGUUUUAUGAGAGUAGUGCUAAUCACGCUCCACUCUAAAACCCCAAGAAGAGAAGGUAGGAGAUGAAAUUAGGGUUUCCCUAUUCAAGAAAAUUUCAAAAAGAGUGGAGCGCGAAUAGCACUAACUUUUCUCUUUCUUUACUCUUAACAUUUUUCUACCAUUUGAGUUCUCUAAUGGAAGAAGAAUUUUUAUAUAUAUGUGAAAACAUGUGUCAUUGUCUUCUACGUAUUCUACUCCAUCGAAUUUCUGAUA